CAGUUAAAUAACUAUGUUUUUUAUAGAAAUGUCAAAUAAUGACAAAUGUAAAAAGAUAAAAUUCAUGAUUCCCCUUUAAUGUAAGGAGCAAAAUACUAUUUUGAUAAAUACAGGUAACACCGACAACUGGUCCCAUCUAUGGUGGUACCUAUGUAACUAUCUACGGGAGUAAUUUAGGUCAGAAAAUAUCGGACAUUGAAACCAUUACAGUUGCUAACGUGACCUGUGAUCUGAUGAACGAUACAACAAUAGAAUCUGAUCCAGAUUUUGAAUCUCUGGUGCCAUCUAGGUUGAUAUGCAAAACCAGAUCGAGUCUAACAGAUACAAAAGGGACAGUGACAGUUGUGGUCAAAGGAAAGCAUUCCAAUACAAAUAUUGAGUUCUCUUACAAAAUUCCAAAUGUAUCUUCUAUAUAUCCAAACUUCGGGCCAAAAGCUGGUGGCACAAAAGUGACAAUUUAUGGUGAAAAUCUUGGAAUUGGGAACAGGAAAAUCUCCCUGUUUCUUGGUAAUCAUAAAUGUGACGUAGUAAACAUUACUGAAGAAAUAUCCGGUGCUGAAAAUUAUACAUUUGAGUGUAUUAUCAAGUGCAGAAAAGUUAAUCCUUGUUCUUCAAAUGUGACGGAACUGUAUUUAACAAUGGAUGGAAAUAGAGUUGCCACCAACAAAGCAGUGUGGUUUAGUUUCGUUGAUGAUCCAGUUGUUGAACAACGUCCACUUCUUACUGCAUUUGUCAGUGGAGGUACAAAGUUAACAAUAGAAGGAAAUAAAUUAAACAAUGCCCAUUCCUCAUCAAUCAAACUGUACUACAAGGGUGAAACUAGAGUCGCAAGUUGUGAGAUUGUAUCUGAUAGAAGUGCAGUUUGUGAAAUACCUGAAGCGACUCGUGCUCUAAAAGAACAACUAGCCAGCCAGCUGUCGUCUGCUACAAAAGAAAAACAAAGAUGCAAUGGACGGAUUAAUGUUUCUACGGAAAUAAACUUUGAUGCUGUGGUCCGUAAUUUUACAAUAUCUUACACCAAUGAUCCAGUAUUUGACAUCUUACCAGAAGACAGAAAUGUUUUGACCUAUGAUUCCAAAGAACCUUGGAUUUUGAUCUCGGGAAAAUGCUUUGGUAAUUUACAUCCAGAUUUCGAUAUUGACAUUAAAGUUGGCGAUAAGACAUGUGUAAUAAUAAAUAUGACACAAACUGUGAUCAGCUGUGUUGCUCCGACUGUAGAACCAAGUGUCACUUCCGGGAAUAAACAUCCGGAAAUAAGUGUUACGGUUGGCAACAUUCACGUGACAGUAGGGUACUUACGUUAUAUGUCUGACGAACAAGAUGACGUUCAUACAAUGCGCAUAGUGUAUAUUUUGGUCGCAACAUUGUUUAUUUGGAUUUUCAUAUCAGGGGCUGUUUUCUUGUGUCGACGGAACAGAAAGUUGAAGAAAAGGGUGACGUACCUUGAAGGGAAGAAAACAAAUGUGAAACGCAGAAACAGAAAGAGUCAUAGAAAAACAGUUGAUAUUGACAAAACCUUUCCAAAAAGUGGAAUGUAUGAUGAAAUAAAUGACGAAGACGUCCUAGACAAUCCUGAUGAUAUUAUUGGUGGAGCAAAUAAUGACGAAUCAGCUGGCUAUCUUGUUCCACAUCCUUAUGCGGAUGUUGGUGAAGUUGACUCAUUUUUGGCUAUCAGCCAAAAAGAAAGUGAAACGGACACUAGUGUUGAUAUAAAUAGAGAUACCCCAAGUACAGAUCAAGCAUAUAUUCAUGCUAUUGAUGACGUGGACAAGGAUGGUACUGAGCACGUUAAGGAAGUUAAAGUCUCCAAAGUAUUAGAAAAAGCAGAAAGUGUUGACCAUGCUUAUGACGGCGAAUAUAUCGUUUCUUUUACGUGCAGUAAAUUAAGCAAGUCAGAGGGUGAUGUGGGAGGCCUCAAAUUUGCAAAAUCAGACUAAUAUAUUCUUCUAUAUGUCAACAUUUGAAAAGAAAACAAAUAAAUAGUGGGUCUCUUUUGUGUUUGCUGAAAUUCUGCUUUGAGAAAUAGUAACUUU
Ruditapes philippinarum (Manila clam) is the source of this 2033-nucleotide messenger RNA. Its product is annotated as plexin-B-like. The transcript is spliced from 10 exons. NCBI's taxonomy places the organism in Eukaryota, Metazoa, Mollusca, Bivalvia, Venerida, Veneridae. Gene Ontology annotation, molecular function: semaphorin receptor activity. Bases 234 to 1937 code for a protein of 567 amino acids. Gene Ontology annotation, biological process: regulation of cell migration; regulation of GTPase activity; regulation of cell shape. Gene Ontology annotation, cellular component: semaphorin receptor complex. The record is from RefSeq and is a predicted model, not a curated record.